Messenger RNA from Plasmodium relictum, 2679 nucleotides. RefSeq names its product secreted ookinete protein, putative (gene PSOP7). The transcript has a single exon. The record is from RefSeq and is a predicted model, not a curated record. NCBI's taxonomy places the organism in Eukaryota, Apicomplexa, Aconoidasida, Haemosporida, Plasmodiidae. Bases 1 to 2679 code for a protein of 892 amino acids.
AUGAAUAUAAAAAAAUAUUGUUUCUCAAUAUUUGCAUAUGCAUUAUUAUUAGAAGUAUUAUGUGAACUAGGAUUAGAUGAAGUAAAAAAACAUUUUACAUAUGGAUUAAACAUUUAUAAUAAGAAUGAAAAAUUAAAAAAAUAUAUUUUAUCUUAUCCAAACGAAAGAAUAAAUCAUGUAGAUUUGAAAAAUAGAUUGGCUAGUAUAUUAAAACCCAAUAAAUUAAAUAAUCCUAUUAAUUUAGGUUUUUCAAAAAAAGAGAAAUAUCCCGACUCAAAGUAUUUUUCCGUGAACACCACAUUAAAUGACAAAAAUGAUAAUGUUUAUUCAAAAAAAACUAAAAAUUUCGAUAGAACAAAAGAUAUGCACGAUGAUAUCAAAAAUAAAUCAAAAAUUAGUGGUAAUAAAAUGCAUAUAUUAAAUAAAAAUAAUCAUUACAAAUAUAGAAGUAUUACUGAUAAUAACGAUAUUACUAAGAGUGAUGCAAAUAAAGAAAAUAUGUAUGGCAAAAGCCUUUUAGUUACUUAUUUUGAUCCAAACAAUUAUAGAAAUAAUAUAUUAGAUAGUGAUGAUGAUACUAUACCAAAUAAUGACAAUGAUAAUAUAUUAGAUAACAGUGUUGAUUCUUUGGGUAGUGACACCAUUGAUAAUUCUUUAGAUAAUGAUGAUAACACAUUAGGCAAUGUUGUUGAUGACUUAUUUAGUGAUAUAGUUGUUGAUAAUUCUUUAGGCAAUGAUGAAGAUAAUUUAUUUCAAAAAGAUGAUCAUACUAUAUUAGAUAACACUAUUGAUGAUCAGGAUGAAGAUACUGACGAUUCUUAUUUAAUAAGUGAUGAUAAUUACUCAGCAAAAAGAAACGAUGACGAGGAUAAUACAUUAAAUGAAGAUUCUGAUGAAUUAUUAGAUAACGUUGUUGAUGAUCUGGCUAGUGACGCUUUUGAUAAUUCUUUAAGCAAUGAUGAAGAUAAUUUAUUUCAAAAGGAUGAUCAUACUAUAUUAGAUAACACUAUUGAUGAUCAGGAUGAAGAUACUGACGAUUCUUAUUUAAUAAGUGAUGAUAAUUACUCAGCAAAAAAAAACGAUGAUGAGGAUAAUGCAUUACAAGAAGAUUCUGAUAACAUAUUAGAUAGGGAUGUUGAUGAUUUAUCUAAUGAUUCUUUUAAUAUGCCGAUAAUAAAUGGAGAGGAUCAUAAAUUAUAUAAUGUUUUUGACUAUUUGGAUAAUAAUUCUAUUGAUAGCAUAGUAAGUAUUAAAGAUGAAAGUAUGUUAAACAAUGAAGAUGAUCUAUUAAAUAAUGAUUAUGGUACCCAAGUAAAUAGUGAUAUUAAUGAUAUAUCAAAUAAGUAUUACGAUAUUGGCAAUAGUGAUGAUAUUGAUACUUCUAAUGAAAGAUAUGAUAAUACUAUAAGUCAUAGAAAUGAGACAACUACUGAUUAUUCUGAUAAAUUUACUCCAAUAGAUAGAAAUUCUUUUAAUUUCGAUAAUAAUGAGAAAUUAAAUAUUAUAAAAAUAGGCAUAAGUACUAUUGAUACAAACGUAGGCUAUUUAAAUGGAGGAGAGGAUAUAGAUAUUCCUAAUGAAACUAUAAAUAAUGAUAAAAAAAUAAAAAUAAAAAACGUAUUUAAUCCUAAGUCAAAGAUUAAUGAUAUAUCUUCAUUAAAUAACAAAAAUUAUAAUAUUAGUACAAAAAAUAAAAAAAAAAUGAGGAAUAUAUCAUUAAAAGGGAAUAAUAAUAGAAAUGGUGAGGAAGUAUAUCAGCGUUUAAAAGAAAAAAAAAAAUUAAAUGUUUUAAAUGAAAAGAAAAAUGAUGUAUCUAAUUACAUGAGAAAUAAAAAAAUAAAAUACUAUAAAUAUUCUACAUUAAAAGGUGAUGAAAAUGAUAUUACUACAGAAAAUCGCUUUUUGCGAGAACCUAAAAAUUUAAAAGUGCCAGAAGCAUCAAUUUCAAUAGAAUUACCGAAAGAAUUCAGACUCAAAAACAAACCAAAGGUUUUAUCAGGAUCCUCUGAGGAAAACAAGGGAGAGAUAGGUUUCCUAGAAACUAGAACAGAAAACAUUAAUGAUGAUGUGAAUAGUGAACAAAAUGAUGGUAAUGAUGAAAAUAUUAGCACGUCAAAUGAGAAUUCAAACGAGAGUUUUAAUGAAGAUUCAGAUGAAAACAGUAGUGAUACAGAAAAUGACAAUUACAAUGAAAAUGACUUAAUUAUUGAAAAAAUGAAAGAAGACAAAAAUUUAGAUAGUUUUAGUGAUGAAAAUGUUGAAAACAUAUCAACUAGUGAGAACUCUUUAAUUAGGAAAAAGAAGAAUAUAAUAAAAAAUUCUCGUAAAGUAUAUAACUUAAAUUUAUAUAAUUGCUCAUUCAUAGAUGAUUGGGAUUUAAACCACGAAUACGUUGAUGAAGAAGGUAAAUUAGUUAAGUUAAGCGGAUAUGUUUUUCAAAAUAUUGUGAAUUCAGAUUCUAUGCCUACUACAAAUAUUACUGAUUGGAAAUUAAAAGGUUCAUGUGAUUAUGAUAAAUAUGUAUGUGGUGCUCUGAAUUACAUGAACAAUUUGUACAGUAAAGGUGAAAGAGUUAUAUAUGAAGGUAAAAUAUAUGAAGCUACAAGUGACGCUUAUGAGUCUCCUAAAGAUAAGGAAAAUAUAUGGGUAGACAAAACAAGUGAUUGCUAUAAUUUUUAA